AUCUGUAAUGUAGGUUGUAUCCACCCAAUAUCAAUCGUGAAGCUUGGAAAAUGCAGUGGUCGAAAACGAUUUAAGGAUAAAAUAAAUUUUGAUUUUUUCACCAGAAAAGUGUCCUUAUAAUUAUUAAAUAUUGGAAAUAGUGCUUACAUUAAAUACUCAUGUUAAUCAAUAGUGGAAAAAUUAUAGCUGCAAUAUAAUACUUUACGCUUUUGACGUAAGAAAAUUUUUUAAAUAUUUACACAAUUACGUGAUUAAUGUAUACGCAAACAAUAAAAAUGCCAGCGCAGAAGGAUGCCAAUAUUGUUAAAAUAGCAGUUGAAUUAAAAGAUCAAGUACCACAACUGAAAGAAUUCAACCAAAAACAGCCCCUGACAGUAAUUAUUCAGGAACUAUGCAAUGGUUGGGGUUUGCCAGAUCCAGAAUCAUAUUCACUACAAUUUUCUGAUAACAACAAUCAAAACUAUAUUACAGAUAAAAACAGAAAUGAAGUUAAAAAUGGAAGUAUCCUACGUUUAGAACAUUCACCUUCAAAAACUGCUGUAGAUAUCCUGGCUCUAUUAAACAAUGGCAUUUCAGAAGAUAAAAUAAUUGGAACUCUUGAAAAACUUAGUAGACUGAGCCGAGAUGUCACUUUUGCUAAUGAAUUUAUAGAUAAACAAGGAUUAUCUAUCAUAAUUUCCCAGGUUGAAGCAGAAAAAUAUAAAUCUGGUGCUUUGGCUUAUUGUCUACAGUCCUUUGUGGAAUUGAUGGAUCAUGGAAUUGUUUCAUGGGACAUUGUUGAAGCACCAUUUACUAAUAGAGUUGCUAGUUAUGUUAAUAAUCAAGCUACAGCUAUUGAUUCUAAUGUGGUGAAGGCAUCUUUAAAUAUUCUAGAAAGCAUUGUACUGAAUGCUAGUGGAAAAUGUAGUCAAGUUGAAAAAGAAGUAACAUUCCCAAAUCUCAUGAAGCAUUUGCAACAUAUGAAUCCACAAAUCCAGCAGAAUGCUAUAGCUUUAAUAAAUGCCCUUUUUUUGAAAGCAGAUAUGACGAAACGUCGGCAUAUUGCAUCUACUUUACAGUCAAAGCACAACAGAAAUGUUUUUCUUACUAAUAUUAUUCAAUCUACUGGACAAGUGGGGACAGAAAUGGCUCACCAGCUAUAUGUCCUUCAAACACUAAUGUUGAGCUUACUCGAGCAAAGAAUGAUGACUAAAAUGGAUAAUCAAGACCAGGAUGCUCAUGAUAAAAUCAAAGAACUUCGAAGAAUCGCUUUUGAUUCAGAGGGAGCCAGUAAUAGUGAUGUUACAGCCAGAAAACAAGGAUUAUUUGCUAAAGAUUAUAAAAAAUUAGGCUUUAAGUGUGAUAUAAAUCCUGCUCUAGAUUUUACAGAAACGCCUCCAGGCAUGUUAGCUCUUGACUGCAUGGUGUACUUUGCUCGAAAUCAUACAGAGAAUUAUACAAAAGUUGUCUUAGAAAACUCUUGCAGAGCUGAUGAGCAUGAAUGUCCUUUUGGGAGGACUAGUGUUGAGUUAGUCAAGCUACUAUGCGACGUUUUAAGGAUUGGCGAGGCACCUAGUGAACAAGGCCAAUCAUAUCAUCCAAUGUUUUUUACCCAUGAUCAUCCUUUUGAAGAAUUUUAUUGUGCUUGUAUUGUUUUAUUGAACAAAACGUGGAAAGAAAUGAGAGCUACAAUAGAAGAUUUUGUUAAAGUUUUUUCUGUAGUACGCGAACAAAUAACAAGAGCACUUGAUUCACGGCCAACAGGCUUAGACAAAUUUAAAAAUAAGUUGCAACAAUUGACCUACUCUCAUAUUACAAAUUUAUGGCAGCAAGAAAGAACCAACCGAGAAGAAUGGGAAAGCCAUGCUCGACCUAUUGUGGAAUUGAAAGAACAAAUAACUCCCGAUAUAAUGGCUCUUAUUCAACAACAGAGACUAGGAUUUUUGGUAGAAGGAACAAGAUUUACCAAAUAUAGCGCAAGAGGAAGAAUAAAGGAUAAAUUUUGGUAUGUCCGUUUAUCGCCAAAUCAUAAGGUCUUCCAUUAUGGGGAUUGUGAUGAAAAAUCGGUACCAAGUAUAGACGAACUACCAACGAAACUAGCGGUUGUAGAAAUUCGAAGCUUGGUUAUUGGCAGAGAUUGUCCUCACAUGAAAGAUUUGCAGCGGCGCAAAACUACUCAUCAGUUGGCUUUUUCUCUAAUUUUGGACUCUGUGGAUGUCGCAAGCUUGGAUUUUGUAGCUCCUGACGAACAAGUCUUUGACUACUGGACUGAUGGAAUCAAUGCUUUGCUCGGCAAUCGAAUGGCGAGUAAAGAAACUGAAAAAGACUUGGAUACUCUCUUAUCAAUGGAUAUUAAGCUGAGACUGCUGGAUACCGAAGGAAUCGACAUUCCCCAAGACCCACCACCAAUUCCUGAUCCUCCUCUAAACUAUGAUUUUUGUUACGAUGUUUAGAAUUCACAAU
Phymastichus coffea is the source of this 2442-nucleotide messenger RNA. It is a transcript of the gene Ced-12, whose product is annotated as engulfment and cell motility protein 1. The record is from RefSeq and is a predicted model, not a curated record. Gene Ontology annotation, cellular component: plasma membrane. The transcript is spliced from 7 exons. Lineage: Eukaryota; Metazoa; Arthropoda; Insecta; Hymenoptera; Eulophidae. Bases 255 to 2432 code for a protein of 725 amino acids. Gene Ontology annotation, biological process: cell motility; actin filament organization.